AAAUAAAUACUGAGUCCUAGUCCCACGUUUUCUGAGACACUCCUCAACUGCUUAGACAUUCUGAGCCUACUGCAGAGGAACCUCCAGUCACAGCACCAUGAAUCAAAGUGCUGUUCUUAUUUUCUGCCUUAUCAUUCUGACUCUGAGUGGAACUCAAGGAAUACCUCUCUUUAGAACUUCACGCUGUGUCUGCAUCAAGAUUAGUGAUCAACCUGUUAAUCUAAAGUCCUUAGAAAAACUUGAAGUGAUUCCUGCAAGUCAAUCAUGUCCACAAGUUGAGAUCAUUGCCACGAUGAAAAAGAACGGGGAAAAAAGAUGUCUGAAUACAAAGUCUAAGGCCGUCAAGAAUAUACUGAAAUCAAUUAGCAAAGAAAGGUCUAAAAGAUCUCCUUGAACAAAGAGAGAAGCAUAAUCACAGCACAGAGACUGCCUCUGCCAUCAUUUCCCUUCAUAUAGUAUAUGUCAAGCCCUAACUGACCCUGGAUUGUAGUUCUCCUAAACGGUGACCAACCAGUCACCAAAUAAGCUGUUACUCCUACAGGGCGGUGGAUGGUUCAUCAUCCUGGGCUGUUCAGUAGUAACUCUGCCCUGGCAUUAUACUAUAAGCUAUGCUCGGGUGCUACAUUCUUAGUGAAUGUGUGAAGCCCUAGUCCUGCUUUCCUCAUCUUUCCUACUUUCUAAAGGUUAUUAAAAGAUCUUUCUACCUCUAAGCUUAUUUGAGUUCUUAGAAUCUCAAAUAACGUGAAUGUAAUCAAAGUGAUAAUACAAUCAUACAAUCUGUUUUUUUACAGAAAGAUCUUUACUCCAUGGGCUUCUACUGCCAUUAUCCCAAAGGGCUCAGAAUCUCCUGGUGGUUAUAUAUAUAAUUUUUAUUAUAUAUGUAAUUCCAAAUCAUAGAAAUGUAUGGAAAUGUAUGUGAAAAUAGUAUUAUUGAAUGAAAAACUGUACAAAGCAGAAUUCUUAGAUGUAUAUGUCUUUUAUAUUGUUUUCAGUGUUUGUGAAAUAACUUGUAUUAUUACGUACUACACAUAAAUGAGCAAUGGAAGAAUUUUUAAAUCAGAUAUGCUGCGUGUUAUGUAAGACAAAUAUGCUGGAUGUUUUUCAAGAUAAAAAAGGUAUGCUCUCUUGGAAAUAUCAAGAAUGAUUAUUUAACUGUUGAGAGACUAAAAAAGUAAUAAAAUAACUAUAACUAA
Pteropus alecto (black flying fox) is the source of this 1193-nucleotide messenger RNA. RefSeq names its product C-X-C motif chemokine ligand 10 (gene CXCL10). The transcript has 4 exons. The record is from RefSeq and is a predicted model, not a curated record. Lineage: Eukaryota; Metazoa; Chordata; Mammalia; Chiroptera; Pteropodidae. Gene Ontology annotation, cellular component: extracellular region. Bases 98 to 394 code for a protein of 98 amino acids. Gene Ontology annotation, molecular function: CXCR chemokine receptor binding; chemokine activity. Gene Ontology annotation, biological process: chemokine-mediated signaling pathway; cellular response to lipopolysaccharide; antimicrobial humoral immune response mediated by antimicrobial peptide.